GAUGGCACCAGACAGGCGCGUUCCACUGCUCGCAAGAACCUACUAGCAAAUGGCCUGGAUCCGCCGUGCAUCACAUAUGGGGAGACUGUCAUCUUCGGGCGUUGGGAGGGUGGCGGAGUACAAAGUCGCUGGCCCUCAGUAGGGACUUGCACACAGCCAACCCCAGGACAAAUCCAUUGGAGGGUGUCUGUGUAUAUUUGUGUGGGCACCGCCUGUAUCCGAGGCUAUGCCUCCUCUCGACCUCGCUCUGGGGCUCCGCCGCUUCCUCCCUCCUUUUCUCUGCCAAAUUCAAGCUUCGCGCGGCCCGCUUAGCUUCGACCGGAAGAGGUGCGUUCUCGACCCGCGGAUCAAAAAAGUGUAUAUUUGUGUGGCGGAGGCUGCGCCAAGGCGAGCCACCUCCCCAAGAGCGGGGCAGGCGCAACCUCUUUCAGACACGGGGGCACCUCGGGAAGCACUCCGCGAGCGCGGCGGCCGCUACUGCCUGCCCCCGCCGGGUAUUCAUGCGCACCGCGCCCUGCCAGCGAGGCCGUCUGCCGUCUCCCGCCCUUGGGGCAUUCGUGGCCCCGGCUGUACUAAGGCAGGGGCCCGUUUCCGGGGCCUACUUUGCCGUCGGGUAAACGCCAAGGUGUCCGGUCCGGGUGGAUUUUUCCUCCCUUGCGAGUGGCUGCGCGGGCCAGCUGUACAGCAAAGGAUCAGGUUGAAACUCGGGAGGGCCCGCCAGCACGUCGGGAGAGUGAGACCCGCGAGCGCGCACCCACGAGGAGAGAGAGAGAGAGGAGGAGGAGGAGGAGGAGGAGGGGGAGGACGAGGAGGAGGAGGAGCGCCGUCACACCGAUGCUCAUCGCACGCCUGUGCCGCGUGGAGUUUUUUCAGCCUGCCGGGCGCCCGCGGCAGCCAGGACACGAGACAGACUUCGCUCCACCUCCAGCGGAGUGCCGCCAGCAGCACCUCCCGGAAUCCCGAGCCUGCCCGUCCGAAGGAUUGCAAAAAACCCGAAGUGGCUGCGCGGGCCAGCUGUACAGCAAAGGAUCAGGUUGAAACUCGGGAGGGCCCCCCAGCACGUCGAGAGAGUGAGACCCGCGAGCGCGCACCCACGAGGAGAGAGGAGAGAGGAGGAGGAGGAGGAGGAGGAGGAGGAGAAGGAGGACCUCGUGUGGAUCCUUGGAUCGUGUGCCCAGCUGUGCAGCGAAGCGAACGACCUCGGGGAAAGAGCUGCGCUGGACCUCGCCGCGUGCGUCCGGCUAGCGGCAGCAUCUCCACGCUCGGCCGGCUGACCGCCUGUACAAGCGUCGCACGUGCACGGAGGACCAGCCUGCGGAGCUGCUUGAGGAAGCUUCCCCUCCCACAUGGGCAUAUCCGCAGCGGCGCCUGCAGCCAGAGCUCGACGAGGUCACGCUCGGCGGGAAGGCUGCUGCGAGUCGCCGACGCAGGGUCGCAUCUCGGCCUGGAGGUCGCAUCCGCGCCCUCGUGAGCACGCUCGCUUCGGACCGUCACAGCGACACCGCGCGGCCAGCUCGCAGCCAGUCGGGCUGCGGCCGUAUCGAGCGGGCUGUGGCCUGGCCACGGUCCAUCUCUGCCCGCGUCCAGCCCGCAGCCUGCCGAGCAGCCCAACCAAGCUCCUACGGUGGGCAGGGCGGGAUCACAGCCACAGCCAAGCGUGGCACCAGCAGAACCGAUCAGAGGAAUCGGAGGAGAG
Prorocentrum cordatum is the source of this 1696-nucleotide messenger RNA. The record is from the annotation of a GenBank genome assembly. Lineage: Eukaryota; Dinophyceae; Prorocentrales; Prorocentraceae.